This is a messenger RNA of Fragaria vesca subsp. vesca, 1664 nucleotides long. RefSeq names its product histidine--tRNA ligase-like. NCBI's taxonomy places the organism in Eukaryota, Viridiplantae, Streptophyta, Magnoliopsida, Rosales, Rosaceae. Gene Ontology annotation, molecular function: ATP binding; histidine-tRNA ligase activity. Gene Ontology annotation, biological process: histidyl-tRNA aminoacylation. The transcript is spliced from 9 exons. Gene Ontology annotation, cellular component: cytoplasm. The record is from RefSeq and is a predicted model, not a curated record. Bases 25 to 1503 code for a protein of 492 amino acids.
CGAAACGAGAAAGAAAGCAGAGCCAUGCUCUCUGCUAUUUCUUCUUCCCUCCUUAUCCCCAAUAAGCCCCUCCUAACCCGCGCUCUCCUCCGAUGCCCCAUCCUCGCCACAAACCCUAGGGCCCUCUCUUCUCUCUCUACUGCCUCCGCCUUAAGCAACAAUGCCGCCGCCGCCGCCGCCGGAGGUCGUACUGGCGCAGUGUCUCCGGCGUCGGUCACGGAGGAGGACCUGCAGCAGAGGAUCGACGUGAACCCUCCCAAGGGCACCAGGGACUUCCCGCCGGAGGAGAUGCGCCUCCGCAGCUGGCUCUUCUCUAAUUUCAGAGAGGUUUCGCGCUUGUUUAGCUUCGAGGAGGUGGAUUUUCCGGUGCUCGAGUCGGAGGCUCUGUUCAUUAGAAAAGCCGGCGAGGAGAUUCGAGACCAGCUGUAUUGUUUCGAAGAUAGAGGAAAUCGUCGUGUUGCCCUCAGGCCGGAGCUCACUCCUUCGUUGGCCAGGCUGGUGAUACAGAAAGGAAAAUCUCUAUCGCUUCCAUUGAAAUGGUUUGCAGUGGGGCAGUGCUGGCGGUAUGAGAGAAUGACAAGGGGGCGGCGAAGGGAGCAUUACCAGUGGAAUAUGGAUAUUAUCGGUGUGCCUGAGGUUACGGCUGAAGCGGAACUUAUUUCUGCUAUUAUCACUUUCUUCAAGCGAUUAGGAAUUACAGCUUCGGAUGUUGGAUUUAAGGUUUCAAGUCGAAAGCUUUUACAAGCAGUAUUGAGCCGUUACUCCAUACCUGAAGCUUUGUUUGGAAAGGUUUGCAUCAUCAUAGACAAGAUAGAGAAGCUUCCAUUGGCAGAAAUUAAAAAAGAGCUAGAAUCCAUUGGUGUAUUAGAAGAGGCAAUUGAGCAGUUAUUGCAAGUACUUUCCAUAAAGUCAUUGACAGAGCUGGAAGAGAUACUUGGAGAUUCUGGGGAAGCAGUUGCUGAUCUGAAGCAGCUGUUCUCUCUUGCUGACAAAUUUGGUUAUUCUGAAUGGAUUCAAUUUGAUGCUUCUAUUGUUCGUGGCCUUGCCUACUAUACUGGUAUAGUCUUCGAGGGUUUUGAUAGAGGAGGAAAGUUGCGAGCCAUUUGUGGUGGUGGCCGAUACGACCGGUUGCUCUCUACCUUUGGUGGUGAUGAUAUUCCUGCUUGUGGCUUUGGAUUUGGUGAUGCUGUCAUAAUAGAAUUGCUCAAGGAGAAGGGUCUUCUGCCAGAACUUGGCCUGCAAAUAGAGAACAUUGUAUGUGCUCUGGAUACUGGACUGCAAGGUGCAGCUGCAACAGUUGCCACCAUACUUAGGGAGAAAGGUCAAAGUGUCGACUUGGUCUUGGAGAGCAAACCACUUAAAUGGGUAUUCAAGCGUGCUUCACGAGUAAAUGCCAACAGGCUGAUCUUGGUGGGAGUUUCAGAGUGGCAAAGGGGGAUGGUGGGUGUAAAAAUUCUGUCUACUGGUGAACAGCAAGAGAUCAAACUUGAUGAACUAGAUUGAUUACACAUUAAGUAUUUGGAGGUUGUACUGUUUGUGAUUUUUUUUUAGGUAGGCUCAGUGCAGUAAUUUUUUCCCAAUCUAUCAUAGUUUCGGGUCAAAAUAUUAAUGAAAUGGCUAUUUUGUACUGUUGGUUUUAAUAAAGUUUGACAUAUGUUGACUUC